Closterium sp. NIES-67 is the source of this 2854-nucleotide messenger RNA. Lineage: Eukaryota; Viridiplantae; Streptophyta; Zygnematophyceae; Desmidiales; Closteriaceae. The record is from the annotation of a GenBank genome assembly.
GUGUGCUACAAGUGAAUCAGGCCAGGUGUGACAAGAGCGGAGCUUCGGUCGAAAUUUGAGCUACUAUCAUUUCUCAAGCUAAAUUCAUAAGCAAACCUACAUUAUACAUAGAAGAGAAAUGAGCCAGCCUAUGAGGAGUAUUUGAAGCUUCUUCAGAAAGGAUUCAUAUUCCACUUCACUUCGCUGUGGGUGCCUCAUCAUCGCUAAACCGUCUGUUUCUCACAUCCGCUCUGCCAUACACCUUGGAAGGAAGCCAGCGGCGUGACCACUAGUUCGCCACACAGCAAACCAGUUGGAAAUCCUCCAGGGACGGUUGGGUGACCGACCGUCUCGUUUUGACGAGUUGCAGACACUCUUGCUAGAAGCUUUAUCUUCGCGAGCAGAAAUGUCCAAGUCUUGCAAGGGUCUGGCGUACGAGCUCGUCAAGUGCGUGGCGGAGAGCCCGUGUGUGAAGGAGAAAGGUCAGUCCGUGCAGGAGUGCGCGGGGAAGCAGCCGCCAGAGAUUCCGUCCAAAUGUGUGGGGCUGAGGGAGACGUACGCCAAGUGCAAGAGAGGACAGGUUGACAUGAGAACGCGGAUUAGAGGCAACAAGGGAUACUAGGAGCCAGUGAACUUCAUAGCAGGGUGGGACAUUAUCUUAGAGAAGGGUGCAGGGAGCUUCCACACAAGGGAUCUUAGAGACGUUUCGUAGGAUUUCUGAAGACCUUGCGUGUGGAAGAUGUCAGAAGUGGUAUGAUUCUCUCUUCUCUACUCUGUUUUUUUCCGCUGGAAAAACACAAGUGUACAAUAGUUUUGAGUUUACCUUAUGUGAGGUGGGUACAUACAGCAUACUUAUAUUGAAGGGAUCAAACUGGUAAUAGAAUUGCUCACUAUUUCGUUCACCUCCCACAGGUUGCUUUCUUCACCGAAUCUGCAGAGCAGCCAAUAGAAGAGCCGAAUUUGCACUAAUUCUGACGUAUGUGCGCCAGUUGGAAAGUAGAAUCAGAUUUGUCACUACGAUGCUCCUUUCUUUGCAUGGGCUGCCAAACGGUUCCGCGAUUCGGUCACCUGGCGCGGUUCAGCGGUUCGGUCAACUCAGCUCAAGCUCUCGGCAUGUGCAUGGACGGUGGAUUUCGUGAUGCGAAUGAUGAGUGCGCUGCCUGCCGAGUGCGCUGCCUGCCGAGCCCACGGCAGGCGCCGGGACAAAUUCGUGAUGGGGUAUUACAAGAGUGAGCGACCGAGCGCACCACGGGAGGCGCGCGCCGGAACCCUUUCGCGCUGUAACCCGAUUCGCACGGCCGGACCCUCGUCACCCGCAGGUGGCGGGUCCGGCUCCGCACGCUGGGAAGCGUUAGCGUGUGUGUCUGGGUUGCCGCCGUAUCUUCGCGCGCAAGAGAUCGCUGGCCUUUUUUACGCCCUCCUAGCCUCAUUCGGGUCGCUGGCCUUUUUUACGCGCUCCGAACCUCGUUCGGUGCUAUCUGAUUCUUAUUCUCUGUCUGAUUCUCUGUCUCGAGUGCCUGAGCGGUUGUGAGCGGUCUUGAAAGUUGUCGCCCGGUUCCAAAAGGUGAAGGUCGUUUGGUAAGUGCGUGCUCGGAGCUACAGCAUGCAGCAUACUGUAACGAGGUUCAAGCUCAAUAACGGGGAUGAGAUCCCCGCUGUGGGAUUAGGGACGUGGAAGAUCGCACCUGAGGAAGUCGACGCUGCUGUGUCGACUGCUCUGGAGGUAAGGGUUGCUCAUUUUUCCAGGGUGUUUUUGGAAAUUCUCAAGAACGCCCUGCAAACUCUUGGGAAAUCGAAGGUCGCACCUGAGGAUGUCGACUCGACACUGCUAUGUCUACUGCUCCGGAAGUAAGGGUUGCUCACAUCAUUUUGUGGAUUUCAUAUACCCUCUGGCAUUAAUAGGGGCAUUUUUAGCUCUGAUGUACCGUAACUCCCUUUUGGCUUUCUCCCUUUUUAUGUUGAUCUGAAUCCUUUGCUGCUCAAUCAAAUGCGCUUGGAGUUUUGCUAACAUUUCUGGGGAGCUUUCGGCUUUUAAGGCAUUGCUCAAGUUACCUCCAAGGAAUUUCUCAUCCAUUACUAUUUCUGCCUCUUCCCUUCCGUUUGCCCUCUCCUCCAUCUUCCAUUCCUGUUUCAAUCCCCUCCCCCUCCCAAUUCGUCCACUCAUACAUUACUACUAAUGUCUGCCUCCUCCCUUCCCUUUGUCCUCUCCUCUCCUCCAUCCCCCUGUUUCAAUCCCUCCCCCUCCCAAUCUCUUCCAUUCAUACAUUACCAAUUUCUGCUUCUCCCUUUGCCCUCUCCUCUCCUCCAUCCUCCUGUCUCAAUCCCCUCCCCAAUUAACCUGACACCUAAAGGCCGGCUAUCGCCACUUUGACUGCUCAACCAAAUACAAUAACGAAGCUCAGAUUGGGAGGGCGCUAGAGGAUGGCAUGGCACGGAUGGGCAUUGACCGCAAGGACCGGCAUGGCACGGAUGGGCAUUGACCGCAAGGACCUUUUUGUCACCUCUAAGCUCUGGCCUUCGGAAUUCUCUCCCCCUGACGUCAUCCCGGCUCUCGAAAACACCCUUGGAGACCUCCGGCUCACACAUCUGGACCUCUUCUUGCUCCACAUACCCGUGCAAAUGGCCAAGCCUUGGCACUCCCCCCCUAAGAGAGAAGACAGGGUGCUGCCCUGGCAGAUGGCAGCAGAUGGAGGCAGGAGUGGAGCGGGGAUUAGUGCGCGCCAUCGGGGUCUCCAAAUGGUCGGUGACGAAGCUGAAGCAGCUGCUGAGCUGGCGGCCCGUGCACGCGCCAGCUGUCAACCAUUUGGAGGCGCAUCCCCAUUGGAGGCAGGAUGCCAUGCUGGCGUUUUGCAAGGGCGAGGGAAUACAUGUGUCG